Molecule: messenger RNA, 4475 nt
Organism: Eupeodes corollae
Lineage: Eukaryota; Metazoa; Arthropoda; Insecta; Diptera; Syrphidae
Product: FMRFamide receptor
Exons: 2
Coding region: 1621-3165 (514 amino acids)
Biological process (GO): G protein-coupled receptor signaling pathway
Cellular component (GO): membrane
Molecular function (GO): G protein-coupled receptor activity
Source: RefSeq, a predicted model, not a curated record
UUUUGCGUGGGCUCCGCUGCUGCUCGAGAAUGUUGGAGCUCCAUGACCGGAUUUUCUAUCUUUUCGAUGGGUUUUGUGCUUCUUGUUUCUGGCACUGUCAACAAACUUUCGCUUGAGAUACUUUUUCAAAUUGGCCACAACAGUCUGUUUCAAUUUCAAUCUUCAGUUGGCAUCCAACGUGCUGCUGGUUCACAUUGCCUAUCCUCGUCGACGACAACGUUGAACGUACAACGACAACGAGACGCGUUAACCGACCGACCGUUCGCUCUUCUAAAUUCUUGUCGCAGGCUAAUCUAUUUCGCAUUUUUACAACAUCGUGUGCCACAAUUUUAAUCGACCUUCAAAAAUAUAAAAAAAAAAUUUAACCCGUGAAAAGGAAUACGAAAAAGAAAUGCAUUCAAAAAAAAUUCAUUUAAAAUUCUCGAAAAAAUUGAAAAUUUUGAAAAAUUAAUUUUUAAUCCUGAAAGAAAAAAUGUUUUGUUCAAAAAUCAAAUCGAAGGUGAAAUUACAAAGUGAUUACUUGAGAAAUAAAUUUUGAAAAAAAAUAUCCCCAAUACGAAGAAAAAUUCAGUUGAAAAAUAUUGUGAUACAAAAAAGAGUCAUUAAGGUUAUUUUUGAAAAAUAAAAAAAAAUUAAAAAUAUUAUAAUAUUCAAAAAAUUAAAAAAGAAUUCCCAUAGUGAUAAUUAAUCUUAUCAAGCAAGAUGUUUUGUGAUUUUGAGAGAAAGUUAAAAAAAUAAUUUUCAAAAUAAAAAUAGAAAAAGCUGAUCAUUUUUGAGUUCGAAGCAGACCAAAAAAAAUUUUAAAAAACAACGCACAUUGGAUAUCAACUCAGAAAAACAUCAAGUCUAAGAGCGUUUCUAGAGCUCUAGAGGUGGUCGUUGAAUUGACUUGAAAACACAAACAAUUAUUUGAUUUUCAAGAAUCCUAAACCUCUGGCAAAAGAGUCCUCUGAAGGCAUCACCAAGUAAAUGAAAGAAGUCAAGCGGCUCAACCAAACAUGAACAUAUAACUCUCCACCCGCCUGAAACUAAAGCAAAGUGGUUAACAUUGAUAACCAUCCUUGAGAUUAUCAUGAAACUACAUUCAGUUCCCAGGACGACUGACGACAAUAUUCAUAAAAUGAACACCUGGAAUGCAAAUGAAUUUAUCGCCACUACCAUCAGAUAGUAAAUUCUAGAAACGGACGGACUUUCUUCUUCUGAGAGAAGACCACCUAUAUACAAAAAAUAGCAGCGGCAACCAAAACCUCCCACAUCAACCAGAAGUACAGUCACCUGAACUAGAAUCACCAGAACCAGAACCACCACCGAAUAAUAAACAUCAAUUAGAACAACUCUUAUGCACAUUGUUCCUCCGUCUAAGCUGUUCAAGAGGAUUAAGUGCAAAAUGAAGACCUACUGCUCAAUGGAGCAGCUCCUUAGUUUUUAUGUCCUAGCAAGUAGAAUAAGUCAUUGUAGGUUUUAAUUAUUAUUAUUGUAUAUUUCUUUGAUCCUGUACAACAGUUGUUUGUUGAAGAAUCUUUUUUGAAAACAAACAAAUUAUAAUAAUUCAAGAGACUAGCAAAGCAAAAUCACAUAUUAUACCUAAGGUAUAACGUGUUGCAACAAUCACUUAAACUGAUGAUUGACUUUAAUAUAACCAGCAGUUUUUACCAAAGUGCUGAGAUUCCUUUUGGUGAAGCUAGUAGGUUAACCGUAGAAUAUGUCGACUCGGUAACAGGUGGUGAGCUGUAUACGACUGCAACAUCUGCCCCCAUAUUUGCAACCAAGUACCUCAAUUUAACCUUUAGUAGUAGCUCGUAUCCGAAUUUUAAUGAUCCGAUAAAUCUCACGAACUCCAUCAAUCACUCAUUAUCUAAUAGUACCAGGGACGCUUGGUUGAUAUGCAAUGACGUUUACGAUCCGGAUUUGCCUCUGAACAGGCUUGAAUUCUGGAUUUGUGGCGUCAUACUCAACGUAGUCGGUAUCCUGGGUAUUCUGGGAAAUAUCCUGUCCAUGGUGAUUCUGUCACGUCCCCAAAUGCGUUCUAGUAUUAAUUAUCUACUCAUAGGUCUGGCGCGGUGCGAUACCGUGCUGAUUAUUACGUCUAUCCUGCUCUUCGGCAUACCCUCCAUAUAUCCCUAUACGGGUAACCUCUUCUAUUACUACUAUUACAUCUACCCGAACAUUUCGCCGGCAGUAUUCCCCAUUGCCAUGGCUAUGCAAACGGCCAGUGUGUACAUGACCUUCACCGUCACACUGGAGCGUUACGUCGCCGUCUGUCAUCCGCUCAAGGCCCGAGCGAUUUGUACAUAUGGCCGGGCGAAGAUCUACUUCAUCGGUUGUAUAGUUUUUGCGGUCUUCUAUAACCUGCCGAGGUUCUGGGAGGUAGUGGUGCUGGCUUACACGCCACCGGGCACCAACGAUGUGAUAUACUGCGUUCGACCAUCGAAGCUCCGACUCUACCCGGACUACAUAAGUAUCUAUGUGCACUGGUGCUAUCUAGUAGUGAACUAUUUUAUACCGUUCCUCAAUCUAGCCGUUCUGAAUUGCUUGAUAUAUCGGCAAAUCAAGCUAGCGAAUCGGGAGCGACAGCGUUUAAGUCGCACCGAACGACGAGAAAUCGGACUGGCAACAAUGUUGCUCUGUGUUGUGGUUGUGUUCUUCCUGCUGAACUUCCUCGCACUGUACAAUAAUAUCCAAGAGGCCUUCUAUGGCCGCAUCGAUGAUGAACUGAUAAAAAUAUCGAAUCUCUUGGUGACCAUCAAUAGCAGUGCUAAUUUCAUAAUCUAUGUGAUAUUCGGGGAGAAAUUCAAGCGGAUUUUUCUUCUUAUAUUUUUCAAACGACGUCUCAGUCGGGACCAACCCGAUCUGAUACACUACGAAAGUUCGAUAUCGAACGGAGAUGGGACGACGCGGUCUUCAGUUCGAUUCUCACGACACGGGACCCAACGCAGUAUGACGCGAAACGGUUCGACUUUAAAUAGUGUAAGAUUGACAACUGGGGCUUCGGGAACUGUCAAAAUCAAACGAAACCGCGCUCCUUCGCCGGGCCCGUGUGUAUAUUAUCCUGCGCGGGAUAUUCAACGUUGUGGCAUGGGAACGACCACAACAGUUUUGGCGUCGGAAACUUCGCUCAGCUGUGAUUGGGAUGCAAAGAACGGGCAGAUGACGUCGGCUUUCUGAAAUACGGCCUGUGUGCUUGCACACUUCAAUUCGGCGACCCUUUAGCGUCAGAAGGGAGAAUUUAAUAUAGUCUAUCCUCGUUGCUGAGAAUAGAUGAAGUCAUCUAUCUGGCGGCGGUGCGGCGGGCCAUAUCGAUAGAGACUGUGAAUUAAUUUUGUCAACAUAAAGUUCUUUAAACAUACUCCCAAAAAGCGAGGAGAAUACGGCAGCGAUAUUUAGGCUCAAAAGCGAAGAUGUGUGUCCUUAAAGAACUCCCUUAUCUCAUUGUACAUACAUUAAAAAUACCUCCCCUUUGUUGAAACAAAAUUUCUACGAACGUUUGAUGGGUGUGAUAUCACUUCGAUCCAAUCUCACUCAAUUUAGACUUAUUUUUUUCUUUUUUCUUUCUACACACAAAAAAGUCCUUGAAAAUACAAAUACACAAAAAAAUAAAGGACGAAUUGAUUGAAUGAUUACCAUCCAAAUGGAAUUUGUAUAUUUGUGAUAUACAAAUGAGAAAUAGGAUAGAUUCCAUCAAACAAGCAAAAAAUAUAAAUGAUUUAGAUAAUGUGCUCGAAGGAUGAUCCAAAGAACCAAAUUAAGGAUAAUAAAUACAAUUAUUGAUUUUAUGAAAAUGAGGAUUAAUUUGCCGCAAGAAUUUUUGUUGAAAUAACUUAUUUAAUUAUAAAUUGAAAACGUGAUUUAAGGAAUUUCUUUUGUAAUGAUUUCAGAAAUGUUAUGGAAAUAUUUGGUAGUUGAAGAAGCAAUUAUUAUGAAAAAGUGUCCUGGAAUUUUGUCAAAUCAAAACACUUUGAAUUAAACUAUUACAUCGUGUCAAUGCUUAAAGUCAUAAAAUACCUAAAGUGAUUAACAGAGAAAAUGAUUAUUACAUUUAAAAUGGUUGAAGUUUUAGAGGCUGAUUCGAUAUUGACUUUUAGAGCUGUGAAAAAAAUACUCAGAAAAAUGAAAUAUUACAUUUUUUAAUAUUCACGAAAACAUUGCAAAAGCAAAAGCUUGAAAGAACUGGGUAUAUUAAGUCAAGAACUAAACCGAUAACAAGCAAAAUCUUUGAACCUCGAUUUGAUUUAUGAAAAUAACAUUCAGUAAACGAGACAAGGAUUCAAAAGAUUCGUUGAAAUACAUUUAAAAAACUCUACGGUCUAGUAAACAUAGUCCCUAUCCCCCAUUUAUCAACGCAGAAUACCCUCAAACUUUUUAUCAACUUAACCUAUCGCCGUCUAUUUUUAGAGAAUGUUUUAAAGUUAUUACCAUCCUUAACUUAACAAAAAGCUAAAAUCCCAUAAUUCAUUACAAAACUCCACAAAACAAAA